Molecule: messenger RNA, 556 nt
Organism: Suillus discolor
Lineage: Eukaryota; Fungi; Basidiomycota; Agaricomycetes; Boletales; Suillaceae
Product: NDUFB9, NADH-ubiquinone oxidoreductase
Exons: 5
Coding region: 45-371 (108 amino acids)
Biological process (GO): mitochondrial electron transport, NADH to ubiquinone
Source: RefSeq, a predicted model, not a curated record
UCAAGUUAAGUCUCACCUCCCUCAUCACCAAGUUGCCAACUACAAUGUCUACCUCAUUCUCGUCGGCUCACAGGCUUUAUGUCAAGUCACUCUACCGUCGUAUGUUGAAGAAUGAACUGGACUGGGUUGUUCGCAGAGAUAUCUGGCGUGGUCGUGCAAUGAUGAUUAGAGCUGAGUUUGAGAGAAACCGUGAUGUUACUGAGCCGAGAGCCCUUGCUCAGAUUCUUGAGAAAGCAGAGGCGAGUCUCGCAAGCAAGUUGCAUCCCGACCCUUACAUCCCUCCUACCAUGCCAGGAGGAACAAAGUGGGAACGCAAUAUACCUCCUACUAUUGCUCCUUUAUACGAUCACACAGCUGCUGUACAUCAUUAAGUACUGUAUACCUGCUCCAGCACCCAAUACACUCCGUUGUGUUGAACAUUAGCCAUCUUACAGUUGACUGUGUCGGCCGUCAUGUCGUUAUCCGAUCCAUUUCUGAAAGUUCGGCCUUUUCAGUAAUAUCCAACGUACCAUCAGCGUGAGUGCACCAGUGAUGCACACCAGAUGUGAUGUUGGCG